This is a messenger RNA of Pararge aegeria (speckled wood butterfly), 2310 nucleotides long. RefSeq names its product zinc metalloproteinase-disintegrin-like batroxstatin-2. The transcript is spliced from 15 exons. Gene Ontology annotation, molecular function: metalloendopeptidase activity. Bases 26 to 2275 code for a protein of 749 amino acids. Lineage: Eukaryota; Metazoa; Arthropoda; Insecta; Lepidoptera; Nymphalidae. The record is from RefSeq and is a predicted model, not a curated record. Gene Ontology annotation, biological process: membrane protein ectodomain proteolysis.
AAGUAGCUCUCAUGUUUUUUUUAAAAUGAUUCAAACUUUGAAUGUUAAAAUGUAUAGUGGCUCAUUGUGUUUUAUCGUGUUUUACUUAUUUUUAUCGUUCCUUACAAAUCUUGGUGGAGCACAGCACAUAAAAAGUCCUGCUACAGACUUCCGUAGACACAGCAUAGUUCAGCCAGUACUGCAUCAUGGCAGGACGAAAAGAGAGAUCACAUCCACACGCCAUACGGAUGGUCUCCAUCAUCCUGAGGUGACAAUGACCGUUAACCUUGGCGGAGUGGAGAACAUUCUCGAUCUGGUGUUAAACGAAGGUUUGAUACCAGGAGAUCAUGCGGUAAUCUAUCAGAAAAAUGGAUCAGUUGUGACCAACAAGCCCAGCAUCGAGGAGCUGGACAUAUGCCAGUACUCUGGCAAGGUGAGGAACAAAACGGACUCCUGGGUAGCACUGUCGACCUGCGACGGCGUGAGGGGGGUCAUUUACGAUGGGCAGCACAUGAGAUACAUUGAACCGGCGCAAGUAGAUACCGAGAUUGGCUCUAAACACUUCGUCUACGACCAUUCAGAUUUGUCGGCUAAGUCCACCUGCGGAUACUACGAUGGUAUUAAUAUUAAAGAUGACCUUGAACAUUUAAAGAUGCAGUUUAGAAAACAAAGCAAAAAAUUUAAGAGAUCUAUUCGGUACAAACGAAGAACGCAUAACUCUGAGGUGAAAGAGAUCCAAGGCCCAUUCAAAGUGAACAAGAAGUCUCGAUUCGUCGAGCUGGUACUAGUGGCUGACAGAUCAGUGUACGAAGCCAACGAUGAAAAUAUCCAAACAGUUCACAGACAGUUAAAGGACAUCGCGAAUAUCAUGAAUUCUUUAUACGCGCCGCUGAAUAUCUUCAUAGCUCUAGUGGGCGUUGUUAUAUGGACGGAGCGGGAUGAAAUAAGCUUAAAUGGGAUAGAAGACGAUACUCUAUCGAACUUCUUGAAAUACAGGAAAGGUAUAUUAAGCAAUACAAUGCCCAAUGACAAUGCACAGUUGUUGACGAUGAAGAAAUCUAAAGAUGGCAUCGUUGGAAAUGCCUUAAAGGGUACAAUAUGCACUUUUGAGUUUUCUGGUGGCUUGGCGGUCAACCACUCUGCAGUAAUUGGACUGGUGGCUUCUACCGUAGCUCAUGGAUUGGGGCACAAUUUCGGCAUGAAUCACGAUUUCGAACCUGACUGCGAAUGCCUUGACGAGAAAUGCAUCAUGAAUCCCGGCGUUGGUUCGGUCGCCCCAACGCAUUGGUCUGUCUGCAGUCGUCAUUCGCUUGCCCUCUCUUUCGAAAUGGGAAUGGAUCAUUGCUUACGAAACAAACCGAAGCGUCUGUUUGACUCACCAACGUGCGGCAACGGGUUCGUGGAGCCGGGCGAGCAGUGCGACUGCGGUCUGCGCCCCGACCCCGCCUGCGCGGAGUGCUGCGACCCGCAGCUAUGCGUGCUGCGCGCAAACGCUACGUGCGCUUCCGGAGAGUGCUGCGACCCGCGGAGAUGUCGACUAAAAGCAGCGAGCACAGUUUGUCGGUCUGCGAUAAGCGAGUGCGACUUGCCAGAGUACUGUACUGGACACUCGGAGUUCUGCCCGAAGGAUGUGUACAAGAUGAACGGCUUGCCCUGUGCAAGCGAUCAGGCAUUCUGUAUACAAGGCUCGUGUACCACGCACACAGACCAGUGCCGGCUGUUGUGGGGCGCGACGGGUCGCAACAGUGAUGCUGAGUGUUACCAACAGAAUAAAAGAGCAAAUAGGUACGCGAACUGUGGUUACACACGGGCUACAGAAACCAAACAUGCGCAGUAUUUACGCUGCGACUCUGAAGACGUGCUAUGCGGUCGGUUACAUUGUAAACAUUUGAACGAACGCCUUGAAUAUGGUUUGGAGACCGCCGCUAAACUUACGGCUGCGUUCAUAAAUAAUAACGGUACAAUUAAAGUCUGCCGAGCCGCUGUUAUCGAUUUGGGAACACAAGACGUUGAUCCGGGGAUGGUUCCAGAUGGUGCGAAGUGCGGUGAUGACAAGAUGUGCUUGAACCAAAAGUGUGUUGGGGCGGAUGAAGUCCGGAAUGCAGUGGCUACUCUGAGAGAGACAUCCAUCUGUCCGUCCGGCUGUUCGGGCCAUGGCGUCUGUAACUCUGAAGGUCACUGUCACUGCGACCCUGGUUUUUCACCUCCGGGAUGCUUUCGGCGCGGCGCCAGUGGUUCCCGCGAUUCUGGUCCAGCCGAAUUUCCUGAGGGGCUUUUCAAUAUAUGGGAUUACUAGUGAAAUAAAAUAAAUUGAUCCAAAUGUAAAACGUA